AUGAAAAAGAAUCGACAGUUGAAGACAACUUGGGUUGCAAAACAGUUUCUCGAGGUGUUCAAGGCAAGACCUCAUUGGCCGGCUAAGGAAAUAAUGGAGACCAUAAGAAGGGCAUUUAAGAUUGUAGUUAAGAAGGAGUUCGCGUAUAAGGUGAAGUACGCUGCACACGACUUGUUACAUGGGUCGAUGCACGAGCAUUACAAGAAGGUUGGAGGGUAUGUGGCAACACUGAAGAGUAGUAGUCCUGGUACUGUGGUGGAACUAGUGACUGAUGUUAGUAAACAAGCAUUUCUACCUGUUUUCCAGAGGUUUUAUACCUGUUUUGAGGGGUUGCAGAAGGGCUGGAAGCAAGGUUGCAGAAAGGUGAUAGUUGUUGAUGCAUGUUUCCUUAAAACUUUCUUGGGUGGGCAGUUGAUGAGUGCAAUAGGAAAAGAUGGGAAUGACCAGAUGUACCCUAUUUGUUGGGCAGUAGUAGAGGGGGAGAAUAACCUGUCUUGGCAGUGGUUUUUUCUUCUUCUUCAGAGCUCCCUCGAUCUAGGUGAAGGAGAGGGAAUUGCCAUUAUCUCCGAUGAGCACCAGGCUAUAUUAAAUGUUGUCGCGGCUGUUCUACCAAAAGCAGAGCACAGACAUUGUGCGAGGCAUAUAUUUGCUCAUUGGCAUAAGGCUUAUAGAGGUGAUGAAAUGAAGCUUCUAUUCUGGAAAAUUGCAAAGGCGUACAACCUUGCUGACUACAAUGAUGCCAUGGAUGAACUAACACAGCUGAAUGUGGAUGCUGCCACUGCAUUCAAGGGAUACAAACCAGAGCUUUUUUGUCGAGCUUUCCUAGAUACAUCAAUGAAAACAGACGCAAUAACCUCCAACAUAGCAGAGACAUUCAAUGGCUACAUUAUUCAAGCCAGAACCAAACAUCUGAUUUUCAUGUUAGAAGACAUCAGGAACAAUUUGAUGCAACGGUUAGUGUUGAAAAGACAACAAAUGGAGAAGUCGACAUCAGUCCUCUGCCCAAGAAUCCAACAAAAGCUUGAAAAGGAAAAGACAAAGGCUGCAAACUGUGAUGUUAUACCCUCAACGGAUACCUUGUUCAAUGUCAAUUACUAUCUAGAUCAGUUGGUGGUUGAUUUGGAAGCUAGGACAUGUUCGUGCAGAAAGUGGGACAUGUUUGGAAUUCCAUGUUGUCAUGCCAUUGCGUGUAUCUUUUUCCAGAACAAGGAAGCCAAAGAGUUUGUUGACCAAUGCUACCGGAGAGAAGCAUACUUAACUGCAUAUGCAGGUUCUAUUCCACCUAUUGACGGGGAGAGGUAUUGGCCAAGAAUUGAAUAUCACUUGGAUCCCCCUCCCAUCAAAAUAGGCCCAGGCAGACCAAGGAGAAAUAGGGUCAAGGAUCCAUUUGAGAUCUCGAAGAAGCCUGGUCACCUAUCAAGGACCGGGAUGGAAAUGACUUGUAGUGUGUGUAAAGUCAAGGGGCAUAAUAAAAGAAGGUGUCCUAACAGAAACACUACGGUUGUUGCAGAACCAGCCCCAAAAAGGCCUAGGGGUAGACCAAGGCAUGAUGGUCAACCCCCCCACUCUCGUGCUCCGUCUGUUACUGCCCCAUCAUCUACGGUUGCUCAAGCUACAACACCUACACCUAACACAACCACUUGUAGUGCUGCAUCUUCUCGAAAUACUCGAGCGAGUAAUACUCAUCAAUCUUCUUCAUGUCAACCUACGCAACUUGGUAGAGGUGGGAGGAUGAUUCUAGGUGGUAGGGGUUCUAGGGGUGGAAGUAUUGGAAGGGGAAGGGGUAACACCGGAGGAAGGGGCAAAAACAAAGUACCUAUUGGUGUUGGAAUGUACGUUGCCUCUGAUGGGACAGCAAUGACAAGUGGAGGAAGAGGGAGAGGGAGAGGGAGGGGUAAACAGAAGGCAACAACACCUAUUGGAACACAGUCAAGCCAAGUUUCCAGUUGUCAUCAACCAACUCAGUAGGACCUCUAACGAUGUGCGAACCAAGGGCAAAAUCUUUGUGCAGCAUUAAUUGCUAAUUUAAAGUCAGCUAUGGGCUUAUUUUGUGUAGUUCAUAAAACAACAAUUAAGCUAGAAUUAAGUUUGCAUUUUGGUAGAUAUGCACACUAAAACAACAAUUAAUUAGGCUACUAUUUUUGGCAGGUUUUGCCUUCUUAUUUUGCGUAGUUCAUAAGAUAUGUGUUGGAAUUUAAUGAAUG
Molecule: messenger RNA, 2204 nt
Organism: Spinacia oleracea (spinach)
Lineage: Eukaryota; Viridiplantae; Streptophyta; Magnoliopsida; Caryophyllales; Amaranthaceae
Exons: 5
Coding region: 1-1968 (655 amino acids)
Molecular function (GO): DNA binding; zinc ion binding
Source: RefSeq, a predicted model, not a curated record